AUGCUGACAUCGUCGUCUCAUAAUAACAAUAAUAAUAGUUACACCACUAAUAACAGAGCAGCCGAGAAGGACUCCAACCAAAUGCACCAACGUUCAGAGAAAAAGAAUAUGAGGGAAUCCAUUGGAAACCAUUCCGUCUUUGAUCCACACUUGUCCAUUUUAAAUUUGCUUCAAAAAACUAAUAAUCAAGAAGAGGAAAAAAUAAAAGAGCCGAAAAAAGGUUUUAAAGAGGGCCAUUUCCAAAAUAUGACGGAUAGUAUCCCAGAAGAGAAUGUUAAAUCUCUAAAUUUAGCAGAAUCCUGGCAGAGCAUAGCAUCUGACAUGUAUUUCUCUUUCCAAAAAACAUAUGAUAUUGACAUGCAAAAAACCUUUUUGGAAUUACAUAAUAAAUCCUUUAAUGUAUCCCGUCCCGCCAAUAACGUUCCUACUUCUCCAAUCCCUGGAAUCCUUUCUUCUUCUUCUUCAUCUGAUGAUGAACAAUCCUCAGAAGACGACGAUCACUUUAAAAGCAAUAAAGAUAUAGAGGCAAGGAAAAAAAGGGCGUAUUCCUCCAAAAAUGAUGAGUGUAGUUCUACUGUUUCCUCUUUAUCAUCUUCGUCCUUUAUUAUGCCAACAAUUAACAUUGACACUGGUGGCAAUGCCAGCGCUAAAAAAAAAAUUGUUAUUUCCAUCUGUGGUAAAAGUAGACAAAAAUUUUAUGAUAGCGUUCCUACAUCCUACAAAAAAAUUGUGCAAGUAGUAGAUAACCCAAAUAACGUUAGUGAUCCUAUUGUAGCUUUCACAUUUACUGAUUUCAAAAAAGAUAUGGUUCUUCUACAAGAACUUUGUUCUAAUUUUGAUACCAUUUUUUUAAUUCCCCUAGUUGAAACAAAGGAAAAGGCUAAAACAACAAUUAACCAUUUAGAAAAUUUAGUGAAAUCUAAAAAAGUGAAAAUUCUUCAUGUACCAGUUACCAUGAGCAACUCUCACGAGGUUUUCAAAUUACUUAAAUUCUUAAACAAGGUUAAAUACGAAUUAAUGAGUAAAAUCAAGGGCAAAAAACAAUUUUUUGAUUUGAAACAAGAUGCAUCUGAUGACAAAAAAAUGGAUGUCAGCCUUGACAAGAAAAAGUUAAAAAUUAAGGGUUCCCUUAAGAAAAAAGUUUCAAAAAAGGAAAAAAAAUAUAAAAAGAGUAAGUAUGUUAAAAAAAAAUGGAUAUUUUUAGUUCUCUCAUUGGCCCUUGGAAUUGGAUUUGGAUUUUACAUAUUUGACACUUCUUACACUUUUAAUAUGUUUAAGGUUUCGUCUUACCCUUGCGUUCUUUCCACUUUUGGUAUAAAGAACCCACCCUUUAUUAAUCAUGCUAAUUUACAAUCCGUGGAAAUGGAAGAAGUUCAAAGCUUACAAAAUGUGGAAAAAGUGAAUUCAACACCUUAUUCUGUUAUAGUGUUUCAAUACACUGAAACUGUUGUUGAAUAUUGCAUAGUGGCUAUUCGACAUUUGUUUAACUCCGGGAAACAUUUUUUUACAAUUACAAUACCGCAGAUAUUUAAUAAUAUCGGAAGUCCUUCGGAUCCUAUUGAUUUUUCAAAUGCAGUUACAAAAUAUGCUUUGCUUGAUAUGACGAUUUGA
Messenger RNA from Saccharomycodes ludwigii, 1611 nucleotides. It is a transcript of the gene ATG32, whose product is annotated as mitophagy protein ATG32. Lineage: Eukaryota; Fungi; Ascomycota; Saccharomycetes; Saccharomycodales; Saccharomycodaceae. The transcript has a single exon. The record is from RefSeq and is a predicted model, not a curated record. Bases 1 to 1611 code for a protein of 536 amino acids.